Messenger RNA from Cannabis sativa, 705 nucleotides. RefSeq names its product S-protein homolog 24-like. The record is from RefSeq and is a predicted model, not a curated record. Bases 136 to 582 code for a protein of 148 amino acids. The transcript has a single exon. NCBI's taxonomy places the organism in Eukaryota, Viridiplantae, Streptophyta, Magnoliopsida, Rosales, Cannabaceae.
UUCCAAACCACCUUAUCAUCAUCACCUUACAAUACGAAGAUAUUGUCUGUGUGUAUAUAUAUAAGUAUACAGAUUAUUUAAGAGAGGUAACAUUCAUUGUAUAGAUUCUCCAUAUUAAAUUCUUGCACUCGAAAAAUGGAGUUUGUGAAAAAAGCCUUCAUUAUUACCUUACUAGUGAUCAUUUCAUCAUCAUCAUCAGCGGUAACAUCAGCUAAUAAUAAUGAUGAGAAAAUUGGAGGAAUAUUUGUAUGGCCAACAAGGGUUCAAAUCUUUAAUAACUUGAACGAUGAGGUCCAACUUACGGUUCAUUGCAGGUCUGGUGAUGAUGAUUUAGGUGCUCAUGUUUUGGCUAGUAAUCAAGAAUAUGAGUUCAAAUUUAGAAUCAAUUUUACAGGUACAACUUUGUAUAGCUGUAGUCUUACAUGGAUUGGUGGAACUGGAUCCUAUCAGUUGUUUAAAGCAAGCAGGGAUUCUGACAGAUGUGCCUCCAAGUGUGUUUGGAGGGCUCAUAAUGAUGGAAUUUAUGGCUUCAAAGAGGGUAGAAAUCAGACCAAAGCUGAUAUUAUUUACAAAUGGACUUAACUCUAAUUAUUAGCAACCCAAUAUACAUAUAUUAUAGUUAUGUGUUCGACAAAUAAGCUGAUCAUGUAUUACGGAAGACAUUGUAAAUGUAUAUAUACAUAUAAUAUCGUUGCCUUCUUCUUC